Drosophila eugracilis is the source of this 4210-nucleotide messenger RNA. RefSeq lists its product as uncharacterized. Bases 271 to 3954 code for a protein of 1227 amino acids. NCBI's taxonomy places the organism in Eukaryota, Metazoa, Arthropoda, Insecta, Diptera, Drosophilidae. The transcript has 3 exons. The record is from RefSeq and is a predicted model, not a curated record.
UGUAUCUAUUGCUAAUGGUUUCUCUUCAGGUAACAGUUUUUUGCAUGCAUUUUUUGGUAAAACGAGGAGGGGCGACGCCAAAGCUGUAACUUGCUUAUACUUGUAGAGUAUAUAAAGGUGAUUCGGCAGGCGCAAGGCGCCCGUGUAAUAGUGAGUCAGAGCACGCGUGUGUAACAGUGUAUAGAAAACAAAAAUCGACAAAAAAAUACAAAAUAAAAAAGUAGGCAUCGAGUUAUCCGGAACCGUAAACAUAGAAACUUUGAUUGGGUCAUGAGUUUCCUGCCGGGGGAACCGGUUCCGCCCGGUUUCGAGGACGACAAUGAGUCCCAAACGGCGGUGAUCCAAAAGCAGAUCGAUAGCUAUACUGGUGGUCCUCUAAUCGGGACCGAGUACACCAUUGAACUGCACGAGGCGGGCCAACUGCGUCCGGAAUACUUUUGUGUGCUGUGCCAGUAUUGCACGGACGGCAGGAACGUUUUUGUGCACUGGACAUCUCUGGCUCACCGCACUAAAUACCUGAAAACACAUUUCCACAAGGCACACGAAUUGCUUGAGAAGCUGAAACGUGCCCCCAAGAGCUCCGGGGAUCUUGUGAUUGCCACCGGCAAUUUGGUAAAGUCGAUUGAGAAGCAUUAUGGAAGAUCGCGCGACUUGAUUACUAAAUCGGCCGAGGAUUUCCGACGAUUUCGGGCCAAAAUCUGCAGUCAGGUUCGAGAUAAUUUCCAUUUCGAUGAGUGUGCUGGCCCAGAUUUCACAGAAGAGGCUCAACGCCUCUUGCGCGAACUGAAUCCAGGCUUGGCCACCAAAAACAGCAACGACGAAAACGGUGACAAAAAAAACGAGCAGAAUGAUGGCAAUAUAAUCUCCUUAGAUGCCAUCUCCAGUGAGGAUGAGAACUUUGGCGGCCCAUCGAAUCCGGCUGUCCAGGUGCCAAAGGCGCAACUGCGUAAGAAGAACAAAUUAGCCGAAGACGCCAGCGGACGUGGCGCAAAUCGCUCACCACCGCCACCCGGUGGUGUGGCAAAGACCCAGCACUUGCCCACGCCCAAGGAGCUGUCUAUUCAGGCUUCUCAGAUUGCCCAAGAGCGUUACAAAUGGGAGAAGUUUCGUUGCAUGUUAGAGCUUCAGCUCAAACAGCUGCGCGAUGAAACGGAGACUUAUGAGUCCAAUCCCGAGAAACAUCCGGACUACCCGGAUGAGUGGAAACAGUUCUGGAAUCGGCGCUAUAAGCAGCUGCAGGAGGAAAAGAAGUGUGAUCCAAAUCAAUACGACUACAAGCCGGAAUGGAUUACCUACUGGAAGGAUCGACGGAUCGAGCUGUUUAACAUUUCAGUAAAUAAAAUCAAAAAGGAUCUUAAGGAAAAGUUUAAGCUUAGCGAAGAGGACGAGGAGAAGACCAAAGAGCUAAUGGAGCGCUACAAGAUCCGUGUGGCCAGUCCACGUGAAGCGCCAACCAACGCCAUUGUCGUCAAUCGUCGCAAGCAGAACUUUCGCAACAAUCGGUCGGCGGGUUCGUCUGGAGCGCCGGAAGCGGUCAUCGAUAUCAGCGAUGAUGAGGUGUCAAAUCCGGCGCCCCGUGGUCGGGGUCCUUACAAUCGGCGUUCCAUCUCCCGUUCAUUGUCUCCAAAGCGAGCAGUGGGACGUCGUCCCAUGCGACGAUCACGUAGCCGUUCGCCGCGUCGUAAUUUUCGACGAAGACCUUCGCGUUCCCGCUCGCGUUCUCGCAGCCUGAGACGCAGAUCUCGCUCCCCACCGUUUUAUCGAGGCCGCGAUCGUCGUGGUCCAGCUUCUAGGGAGCGUGCCUUGUCGCCCGGUCCCAGGGAUUUCGUCGAUCGCCGCAGCUUAGAGCUGGAGAGGGAGAGAGAGCGAGAACGUGAACGUUCUCCCGAGUAUUAUUUGCGCAACGAUGGUUAUGCACGAGCACCACGCUACGAACAUGUCGAGACCUUCCGCGUAAUGGAUUCCCGAGUGUAUCCCGAGUACAAUAUGCCCAAGGUGCGUUCGCUUUCGCCAGCCGUCUCGUCCAUCAAAGAAAAGGAACCGUCGGAGCCCGUCGAGGAGGGCCCACUGACCGUUGUCAGUGUCCUGCGCAUGCUGUCGGCUGUAGAGGAGCACUUGGGCAGCCUGGGGCCCAAGGCCCUCAAUCUGCUCAGCAAGGCUCUGGCCAUGGAGAUGGUUCAGCCGAAUUCCGCUGACGAUUUGCUGCUGAACGAUGACCAUUGUGUUUUUCUUGAGACCACUAAGGAAAAGCUAAAGGGCAUCCUCAUCGCCGAGGUCCUUGACGAUCCGCAAAAAGUGCGCGUGGUCAAGAAAUUGAUCACCAACAUAGCGAACAUCAUUCACCAGGUGAACGCCAGAGGUGUACCAGAUGUCGCCGAGGCCAAGGUCAAGGCGAACGCCAAUUCAUCGCCUUUUCAGCUGCCAUUCGACCGGAACAUGGUGGCCCCCAAGCUGGCAAACGUUUUGGUACUCAAAGGAUACUACGACGUGACCACCAGCGACAUGAACAAUUUGCUUCACUUGCUAACGCUGCUGGUGAAGACGGAUAAACAACGUCGCCAGGUGGAUAAGAAUGGCCUGACAUUUGACGAGAUUCUGUUAAAGCUCAGCCUGAAAGAGACACCAGAGGAUAGCUUGGGCAUCGAUUUGGAUGAGCUAAUGAAAGAGGUGGAGAACCAGCUAAAUAAGGAAACCGUGGAUGCGGUAGGUUCCGGUUCGGUAGCAGCGACCAAGGCUCAACCUGAUGCAUCCGUUGGCAGCAAUGGCAUGGAGUCGCUGACCGACUCCGAUCUGCAGACCCUACUACAGAACUUCAAGUUUCUUUCUAACGAGGAGCAGGUGCAUCUCAUUGGCCAUUUGCGCAAGCUGGAGGUCCAGGAGCCAUCGCGCGUCGAGCGCCUGCGCAAGUAUGUGAACCUGGCGGAGUUGAGUGGCGAUGGCGAAUCCUGUAGUGAUUUCCUCUCGCGCGUGGUGAAUAUUGGUGGAGUAACAAAGGCGGUAGAGAAAACCAAGUCAAUGGCUUCGAUAUCGGGGGGCAUGGCCUCUUACUCGGGCGCCACCAUCGCCUCGUCCUCUUCUUCGAUUCCAGCCCUCGCAUCGCUGACCACUCGGCGUCAAAGCACGGAUCGCGAGCGAGAACGCGACCUGUCCAAUCUGCCGAUGAACAAGCAACGACGUGAACGAAACACGCCCAGUUUCAUGAUCGAUGAUGACGACGAUGAUGAAGAUGAUUACAACUUUGACGAUCUAGUGAUGAAGGCCUGUGACUCGAACGGCGGUGGAGGUGGUGGUGCUGGCGCCAAUAAGGUAGGAGGUCCGCCUGUUAUACCCGUGGAAUCAUCGCCAAAUGCCCUCACCUUUAAGCCAGCUGCUGUUCCCAAGAUAUCGCUGAAGGACACCGAAAGCAUUAUUGCCAACCUAAUGGGCACCUUGAGCAAGAGCGGAAGUUCUGCAGGAUCGAGUAGCUCAUCCGUGGGUAAUCGCAACUACAUGAUGAACCACCAACAGCAGCAGCAGCAACAUGCGCCUAACCCGCCUAAUAUCAGCCAAAAGCCAGGCCAGAAUCAUCAUGGCCAACAUCAAUCCGGAGCAGGAUACGCCAAUCAAGGCUAUCCAUCGCAGCAGCAGCAGCAGUUGGGCCGCAGUUUUAAUCAAGAGCUGCAUCAACAAAUAAACAGCUUAAGCGCUGGACCCGAUCCCAGUCAGUUUUCUAAUCCGCAAGCCUACGGUGGAUAUCAUCCGUAUGCAGGCAAUGGUGUGCAGCAGAACUACAAUGCGGGCAUAGGAGACGGACCCGGUCAAGGGCCUGGUCAAGGCGGCUAUGGUGGACCCAUAAACCCGUGGGCUAAUAACGGGCCGCCGCAGCCACCAUAUAACCAGAUGCCUCAGAACUUCUUAGGCGCACAGCAGCAGCAGCAGCCACAUUAUAACAACAUAUUCGGAGGACGUCAUUAGAAUUCAAUUAGUCGUAGGUUCUAAAAGUUAAAUCAUAAAGAUUUAAAAAUAAAGUUAACCGGAGUCAAUCCAUUGAAGUGCCCGUGUAUGCGCGAUUCUGUUACCAGACAAGUGAUUUAAAAACCUUUUUUUUUUCAAACUUAUGAAUACUGCUGCUGUUAAAAAGCCAAAAUUUCAAAAAUCGUUAAGCAAGGAGCAUCACAAAUCAGAACGCUUGUAUCUGAACAGCAAGAGAAUAAAGAAAAGCAAAUGUUAA